ACCUAAUAAUAAUUACUAACCAUAAUAAUCUAUUUUUGUAGAAUGGCUUUUAUUAGAACACUCAAAAUAUUUAUUUUUGUUUUUUUCGAAAACCGUUAAGCAGCAGGUGGUCUCCAAAUUCAAGUUCAAAAGGAGGCGGGGUUGUUUUCCCCGUGAUAUGUACAAUAUUUGUUUUUAUUUAUGAAUCUUGUUUUAAUUUAAAAUGAAUUAAAAUAUGUCUCAAAAACUAGAGGAUUUUGAUGUGAUUUCUGUAGUAGGGACUGGUUCCUUUGGUACAUGUUACAAAAUUCGUCAUAAAAUCAGUAAACAGUUUUAUGUUUGGAAAGCUAUUGAUUAUGGAAAACUAUCGGAAGAAAAAAAGAAACUGCUGGUAUCUGAAGUAAAUUUGUUAAGCCAAUUACAACAUCCCAACAUUGUUGAAUAUUUCGAUAGAAUAGUUAGAAAAGAAACUUGUACUUUAUAUAUCAUUAUGGAAUGGUGCCAAGGUGGUGACUUGAGUGCUCUUAUCCGGGCCUGUAGAAUUGAAAAUAAGAAAUUUGAUGAACCUUUCAUAUGGAAAGCGCUCGUUCAAAUAAGCAAAGCGCUGCAAGUCUGUCACACAAGACUUCCUCAGAUGACAUUGUUGCAUAGGGAUAUCAAACCUGCCAACAUAUUCAUUGACUCUAAAGGUAAUUUUAAACUUGGUGAUUUUGGCCUGGCUCAGAAUGAAGAUGAAUGCAGUUUAUCGGACAAUAUUGUUGGUACUCCAUAUUACAUGAGUCCAGAAAUAAUAAGAGGAAAGAAAUAUGAUAGAAAAUCAGAUAUUUGGGCUUUAGGAUGUUUAAUUUAUGAACUAUGUUCCCUUGUUCCUCCAUUCAGAGGAGUUACAUUACAAGAACUGGUUUCAAACAUUAAAGGAGGGAGGUAUCCUCCUAUUCCAGAAUUCUACUCUGAACACUUACACACAGUCGUAACUUUCAUGUUAACUGUUAAGAGAGAAUUUCGACCAACCAUCGAAAUGAUAAUACACCAUCCAUUGGUAGUUGCCCGUGUCACUUCAGACCCGCAUUCAGUUAAUAAGCCAUCUCAGAUAAAAUAUAGAGAAAGGUCAGAAGAAAAGAUUCGAGAAUUAAAAAAAUUAUCAAAUGGUAUUAGUAAUAUAAGUUUAUCUCAAAGAAACCCUGAAGAAAUAAGCGAAGCAUUAUUUAAAGAGAGGUGGUUGAACCGUUUAGAAAAUUUAAGGGAAAGGGAAUCUAAACUAAGAGAGAGAGAAGAAAUAUUGACUCUAAAAGAAGAAUCACUAAAUAAUAAGGAAAAAUACUUAUCACUGCUUGAAAAAAGAACAAAAGAAAGAAUGACGCAAGCCCAACUUUAUUUAAAUAGGAAAAAAGGGAAACUAUCUGGUAGUAUUGAAGAUAUGAGUGACAUAUCAGCUGAUCCAGGAGAUACUAGUAUUCUUCCAACUAGUGCUAAAUUUAACCCAUCUGGACUUCCAAAACCUUGCUUUUUAAGAUUGUCUUCUAGUAGAAAAACUGUUGCUUCAAAACAUGUACACUUUGAAAGAAAGCCAUUAAAGGAAAGUGGAGCAAAUAGACCACAUUCAGCUGGAGAUAAAUUUCUAAAACAAUAUGUCAUUGAUCCAAGGAUUGAUGAAAUGGUUUGGUUAGAACAAAAAAGAAAUAAUUUUCAAACUAAACACAUCGAAUCUACAAAUAAAGAAAAUGUCGGUACAUUCAAGAACACUAAAAAAACAAAGUGAUUAAAGAAACAAGAGCAAUGGUGAUAAAAAGUACUAUAGGGCUUGUAAAAUUAUUAAGGCUGUUGUUUUCAGUAUUAUUCUUUUAAAGAUAGCUGAACUACUCUGUUUUAAAUUAUUUCAAAAUGAUUAAUGAUAUUGUAAUUUAUGGUAUUAACUAAGAUACUAAGACGAACAAGUGCUGUUUGUCAGUAAAAUAUUUGUAAAAAAAAGUCUGAAUAAUACAACCAAUUUUAAGUUUUGGAAGGUUCUUAUACCUGUAAAAGCCAAUAUAUAUUACAGCUGCUAAAUUUGGAUUAAUGUAAUCAUUAACAUAAACAGCAGGGUAAAUGUUUUUAGUUUGAAUAUAAUUGUUGGGAAAUAAAAGAAUCUAUAUUUUUGAUCAUGUAUAUAGAAUAUACAAUAUUUGAAGCUUUAUUACAGUUUCCUGAUGUGUUAUAUUGAGUAUUUUUUUGUUAAGACUCAGUUCCAAUUAUUGAUUUGUUUAAAUCUCUAAUAAAAUCUAUUGUAUACCUGUUAAAAUGGCUCUUAAAUUGUAUUAUAAGGUAGAAUAGUUCUAUAUAAAAAGUUCAAUCCAGUUUUCUGGUGUGUAAUAUGUUUCUUACUCCAUAAGGAACUCUAAAAACAUAAUU
This is a messenger RNA of Nezara viridula (southern green stink bug), 2367 nucleotides long. The record is from the annotation of a GenBank genome assembly. Lineage: Eukaryota; Metazoa; Arthropoda; Insecta; Hemiptera; Pentatomidae.